UCUGCUUCGUCUUCAUCUCCAUCUUCCCCUUCUUAUUCAAAUCCAUCACUGGAUCAACGGCUCUGGUCUCUCGAUUCGAUCUCUCUCCCGCUUCUUCUCCUUCUCCUUCUCUUGUAUUCCAUCAAUGGCUUCCGAGUAAUUCCGAAUUCUGGUAGAUAACAGAAGAAGAUCUAAUGGCUCCUUCAAAGAAGUCUAAAUAUAAGAAGGCUUCUCGUGUUAAUGUUGUCUCCCCUAACAAAGAUGAAGAAAAUAAGAGCAAAACCAGACAACGGAAGAGAAAAUUGUCGGAUAUGUUAGGUCCUCAAUGGAGCAAGGAAGAGUUGGAACGCUUUUACGAUGCAUACCGGAAAUUUGGUAAAGAAUGGAAGAAGGUUGCGGCAUUUGUUCGAACCCGCUCUAUAGAAAUGGUGGAGGCUUUAUACACUAUGAACAAGGCCUAUUUAUCUCUUCCAGAAGGCACUGCUUCGGUGGUUGGCCUAAUUGCGAUGAUGACAGAUCAUUACACUGUAUUGCAUGGAGGAAGUGACAGUGAGCAGGAAAGCAACGAAGGCACCAACACACCUAGGAAAGGCCAGAAGCUUGCUAGAGUGAAAUCCUCAGAUCAUCUAUCCAAAGGUCUAGAGGGUCUCUCUGACCGCUUGCAAUUCAGAUCUUCCUCAGGCUCCUUGUCAUUGUUGAAGAGGAGACGUACUGAGACUGUGCCCCGUGCUGUUGGGAAAAGGACUCCUCGAAUUCCUGUUUCAUUUUCCCGUGAGAAGGAUAAAAGGGAAAGAUAUUUAUCACCUGUAAAGAGAGGUCUAAAGCUGAAGGGAGAUGCUAUUGAUGAUGACAUGGAACAUGAGAUAGCACUAGCACUGGCAGAAGCUCUGCAACGAGGUGGUUCUCCCCAGGUUUCCCGAACACCAAACAGAAAAGAAAAGAUGUACUCCCCGUAUAAGAAGGAUGAAAAAAUGCGUGCAGAAAUCGACAUGGCGAUUGCCAAGCUUCAUUCAUCUGACAUGGAUGAGGGUGGCUGUGAACUAAGCUUAGGAAGCACUGAAGCUGAUAAUGGCGAUUUUGCUGGCCCAAGAAAUUACUUGAUGCACGGAGAAGGUUCUAGUGCUGUGGAAAUGCUACAGAAGGGAAAAAGAUACUACAUGCAAAAACUAGAUGUUGACGAGAGUCCUAACAAUCGGACAGAUGAUGUAAAAGAAGCCUGCAGUGGGACAGAGGAAGGGCAACACUUAGGUCCUUGCAAGGAUAAAUUUGAACCAGAGGGGGUGGUUGAGAAUUCUUCAAAACCCACUUAUAAGAGUUCAAGGAGGAAAAGUAAAAAAGUUCUCUUUACAGCAGAUGAAGGCGCUGCAUGUGAUGCUCUCCAGACACUAGCAGAUUUGUCGUUGAUGAUGCCUGACACUGCCACAGAUACUGAGUCUUCUAUUCAAGUGAAGGAAGAAAGAGCUGCAAAAGCUGACGAGUCUGACUUAAAAGGGAGUGGUCCAGCACCCAGGUCUAAAAUGGGUUCCCUCAAGUUCUCCAAGCAGAGAAAAUCCACAACUGAUGUUCUUAGUAAUACUGAAGCAGAGAGGAAAAGUCCAAGUAGUAUUGUUAUGCGAAAAAGAAGGCAGAAAUCAUCACCAGUUAAAGUUCCUAAAGAUGAAGCUCCAUCUAGCUCACAAUUUGCAGAAUCUCCUAAUAGAAAGGGAAUAGAUGAGGGAAAGAGGCCUGUUGGUAGAGGCAAACGCUCAACAAAUAUCCCAAACUCACAUGGAAAGAAAUCAGUCAAACACCAUGACCAUACUUCCUCGAGCAACGGCAUAGUAGAAGGCAAUGGAACAGCUCUGUCAACUGCACAAACCUACAAAAAACAAGUCAACUUACCAACUAAAGGUAGACGCAGGAGAAAGACACCAGCUGAGAAGCUUCUAACGGAUGAAGAUGGGAAAAGUUCUGAGAUUCUAGUGAAUGGAUUUUCUAACACCCAGAUUCAAUCACUGAAUGACAAAUCCCUUAAUCUUAAGGAAAAGCUUUCACAUUACUUAUCUAGUUACCGAUCCCGGAGAUGGUGUGUUUUUGAGUGGUUCUACAGUGCAAUUGACUACCCUUGGUUUUCCAGACAAGAAUUUGUUGAGUACUUAGAUCAUGUAGGGCUGGGUCAUGUUCCAAGGUUUACUCGUGUUGAAUGGGGUGUCAUAAGGAGUUCCCUGGGCAAACCACGACGAUUUUCUGAACAAUUUCUGAAGGAGGAAAAAGAAAAGCUAUACCUGUACAGGGAUUCUGUAAGAAAAUAUUAUGUUAAACUUAAUGCUGGAGUGAGGGAAGGACUUCCGACGGAUCUGGCUCGACCCUUAAAUGUGGGACAGAGAGUCAUUGCUUUACACCCGAGGACGAGAGAGAUUCAUGAUGGCAGUGUGCUAACUUUUGAUCAUAGUAAAUACAGAGUUCAGUUUGACCACUCUGACCUAGGGGUGGAAUUCGUCAAGGAUACUGAAUGCAUGCCGCUGAAUCCUCUACAAAACAUACCAGCAUCACUUGCACAGCAAUAUGUCUCCUUGAAUCAUCACAUUCAGAAUCACAGUAUGCUCAAAAUGCAUGAGCAGGAAAUUGAAAACAUGCCAGAAGGAUAUCUCAAACUUUCAUGUGAGACAUUGGAGAAUUCCCGUGGGCCUCACUUGUCACCAUCCAAUUAUAAUAUCAGUAAUUCAUUGAAGCAACAGAAGGUCGAUAGCUCAAGUACAAAUUCACAAGCCCAAGUUGUAAUGGAUGAGGCUAUUCAAUCACAAUUUGUAAAUUCUCAGCCUUCAAGCUUUGCACAGGGUCAGGCAAAAGAAGCUGAUGCCCAAGCUCUUUCUGAACUCACACGCGCGCUUGACAAGAAGGAGCUAGUUCUGUCUGCCUUGAAGUGCAUGAACAGUGAGAUUGAGGAAAGUCAAAAAGAUGGGAACAAAGCUCUUAAGGAUUCUGAACCUUUCAAGAAACAAUAUGCUGCAGUUCUCUUUCAGCUUAGUGAAAUCAAUGAGCAGGUUUCAUCGGCUCUUCUUCGUUUGAGGCAGCGAAACACUUACCAGGCAAGCUCGUCAUAUAUGCCAUUCAGAUGCAUGAACACUUCAGGAGAUCCGGAUGGUCAUCUGACUUGUUUAGACAAUUCUGUUUCUGAAUCCCAUGACCAUGGACCCCAUGUGUCUGAGAUUGUGGAAAGUUCAAGAACAAAGGCACGGAGUAUGGUCAAUAGAGCUAUGGAGGCUAUGACAUCUUUAAAGACAGAGAAAAACAAUGUUGUAAAUAUCGAGGAGGCCAUCGAUUUUGUUAAUGAUAAUCUCUCAGUGGAUUGCGCGGAAGCACCAGUUCAGCGACCACAAGUUGCCCAUGAUCAGUUGCUUGCCUCCGGUCCAAAUCCAGCCAUUGAUUCUCGCUCAAAUCCACUUGGUCGGAAUGAUCCACAAAUUCCCUCAGAACUUGUCUCACGCUGUGUGGCUACUCUGCUCAUGAUUCAGAAAUGUACGGAGCGACAGUUCCCGCCGAGCGAAGUAGCGGAGGUACUGGACUCGGCCGUGGCAAGUCUACAGCCGAGUUGCUCACAGAACUUUCCGAUCUAUGCAGAGAUACAGAAGUGUAUGGGGAUAAUCAGAAACCAGAUACUAGCCCUCGUACCCACGUAAGUACAAAAUACCCCAAAAAAACUACUAGGAAAUACUACUACCAAUCUCUUUAUAAAAAAAACCCUUCAAUGAUUAGGAUUUGGAGACCACGGGUUUAGGGUUCUUCUUCCUCAGUUUCGUUGUUAUUCGCCCCCUCAACAACCAUUUUGAUUCCAAUGUGUGCAUUAAGUGAAGAAAUAAGUUGCAUUAUACGUACACUCUU
Molecule: messenger RNA, 3840 nt
Organism: Tarenaya hassleriana
Lineage: Eukaryota; Viridiplantae; Streptophyta; Magnoliopsida; Brassicales; Cleomaceae
Product: protein ALWAYS EARLY 3
Exons: 20
Coding region: 174-3638 (1154 amino acids)
Biological process (GO): regulation of transcription by RNA polymerase II; DNA-templated transcription; regulation of cell cycle
Cellular component (GO): nucleoplasm; transcription repressor complex
Molecular function (GO): DNA binding
Source: RefSeq, a predicted model, not a curated record